Molecule: messenger RNA, 2460 nt
Organism: Nematolebias whitei (Rio pearlfish)
Lineage: Eukaryota; Metazoa; Chordata; Actinopteri; Cyprinodontiformes; Rivulidae
Gene: evi5b
Product: ecotropic viral integration site 5b
Exons: 19
Coding region: 7-2460 (817 amino acids)
Source: RefSeq, a predicted model, not a curated record
AACUCUAUGUCGCUCACGGUCAGUCAGAUGGCUAGCCAGGUGGCCACGCCCACAUCCCUGCAGACCCCCACUACCUCCUCCUCCUCCACGUCUCUGUCCUCGCCUGCACUGCUCAGUCCUGACGAUGAGGAGCUGCUUGCAAAGCUCGAGGAACAAAACAGGCUUCUGGAGACAGACAGCAAGUCACUGCGCUCCAUGAAUGGCUCCCGGCGAAACAGCGGCUCCUCCCUGGUGUCCAGCUCAUCUGCCUCAUCCAACCUCUCCCACCUGGAGGAGGACACGUGGAUUCUGUGGGGAAGAAUAGUUAAUGAGUGGGAGGAUGUGCGCAAGAAGAAGGAGAAGCAGCUAAAGGAACUGGUGAGAAAAGGCAUUCCUCACCACUUUCGGGCCAUUGUGUGGCAGCUUCUGUGUAACGCCCAAAGCAUGCCUAUCAAAGACCAGUACUCAGAACUCCUGAAGAUGACAUCGCCGUGCGAGAAGCUGAUACGUAGGGAUAUUGCUCGCACGUAUCCUGAACAUGAGUUCUUCAAGGAGAAGGACAGUUUGGGUCAGGAAGUGCUCUUUAAUGUCAUGAAGGCUUACUCUCUGGUGGAUCGUGAGGUGGGCUACUGUCAGGGGAGUGCCUUCAUCGUGGGUUUGCUGCUCAUGCAGAUGCCAGAAGAGGAGGCGUUCUGCGUGUUUGUGAAGUUGAUGCAAGACUAUAAGUUACGAGAGCUCUUCAAACCCAGUAUGGCAGAACUGGGUCUUUGCAUGUACCAGUUUGAAUGCAUGAUCCAGGAGCAUCUCCCUGAGCUACAUAUGCAUUUCCAGGCCCAGAGCUUUCAUACCUCCAUGUAUGCCUCCUCCUGGUUCCUCACCAUCUUCCUCACCUCCUUUCCUUUGUCUGUCGCCACAAGGAUCUUCGAUAUAUUUAUGUGUGAGGGUUUAGAGAUUGUUUUCCGUGUUGGAUUGGCCAUCCUUCAGAUGAACCAGGUUGAGCUCAUCCGGCUUGACAUGGAGGGAAUGUUACAGCUCUUUCAGAGAGUCGUCCCACGUCAGUUUGACAGCGAGCCAGAUAAAGUCAUCCAGGCUGCGUAUCAAGUCAAAUACAACGCUAAGAAAAUGAAGAAGUUGGAGAAAGAAUACACUACAAUCAAAACAAAAGAAAUGGAAGAGCAGGUGGAAAUAAAGAGGUUGCGGACAGAGAACAGGCUUCUCAAACAGAGGAUAGACACGCUGGAAAAAGAAAGUGCUUCCUUGGCAGAUAGAUUGAUUCAGGGACAAGUAACCCGAGCUCAAGAGGCGGAGGAAAACUACCUGGUCAAGCGGGAGCUAGCCACAGUCAAACAGCAGUGCGAGGAGGCCAGUGCUCAGCUGGAGCAGGCCAGGAAAACCAUCAGGCAGCUUCAGCAGCAGCAGCAGCCACAAGCGAAGGGACCCCCUCGAUUCUCGGAGGAGUCCGUCCUGCAGCUGGAGCGAGAGCUUGUGCAGGCCCGACUGAAGGAGGCAGAGUCUCAGUGUGCUCUUAAAGAAAUGCAAGAUAAGAUCCUUGACAUGGAGAAGAGGAACUCCUCAUUACCUGAUGACACUAAUGUGGCACGAUUGCAAGAGGAGCUGAUCGGAGUGAAGCUGAGAGAAGCUGAGGCCGUGACUGGAUUGAAGGAGCUGAGGCAGCAUGUCAGAGACCUGGAGGAGCACUGGCAGCGCCACCUGUCUCGCAUUGCUGGUCGCUGGAAGGACAGCUCCAAGAAGAACACCUUGAGCGAGCUGCAGGACGAGCUGAUGAGCGUGAGGCUGCGUGAAGCUGAGGCUCAGGCAGAGCUGAGAGAAACACGGCAGAGGAUGCUGGAGCUGGAGACACAGAAUCAGAUUCACAGUAACCAGCUGCGGCGAGCAGAGCAGGAGAGUCGCAGUGUCCAGGUCCGUAUGGAGACUCUGACAGCACAAAACAAAGACCUGCAGGUGCAGCUGCAAGAGAUCAAGAGGAGACAAGCUGAGAUCGAGUGCAAGAGUAAGGAAGAGGUGAUGGCAGUGAGGCUGAGAGAAGCUGACAACAUUGCAGCUAUGGCUGAGCUCCAGCAGCAGAUCUCAGAGCUGGAGAUUCAGAAAGAAGAAGGAAAGGUCCAAGGCCAGCUGAACCACACAGACUCCAGCCAGUACAUCCGGGAUCUCCAAGACCAGAUCACAGAGCUGAAACAUGAGAUUUGCUGCUUGAGAGGACCGAGGGGCCUGAGCGGUCAGCCCACCUUUGAUGGGAUCCAUAUUGUCAAUCACUUCUUGGGGGGGGACGAGCCUUACCAGUCCUCGGACGACGAUGGAGCAAAGGACACCUCUGAGCUCCAGCACAGGAGCACCAGGCGGAUCAAACUGCACCCAAAGCUCGGGGGUACAGACAGCGAGGACGAGGACGGGGACGAGGACGGGGAGGCCCUCCGGCUCUCUGUGCCUCAGAGCGGCAGCCAGAAAUCCACCACUGUGUAA